AAUCAUCUGCUCCCUCCUCCUCCACACCUUUCUUUUUCUCCUCUUGCCCAGUUUCUCAUCCCACCCUUUCUUCCUCCUCCUCCUCCUCCUCCCUCUACUCCCCCCCUCCUUUUCUCUUAAGUUAGUUCAAGAAAUCAAAUCUGUCAGGACGGGCGGAAAAAUGCCACUUCCCGACUAACAGGCGGAAUCCAGCCCAGAUUUUCAGUCCUUUCUUCUUAUUCUUUCUUCCCUUUCACUAAUUUAUCCCGAUGUUAGCACAUUCUGUCUCGUUACUAGCGGACGCCUGUAGGUUUGCUACAUGGGAUCAUUACUGAUCACGGUGACUCUGAAGUCUGGAACUGAAGGCGGAAUGAGAAGUUGGGAAAACUUUUUUCUCUAAACUCUCUGUUUUUUAAAAAACUAUUAUUCUCGAUGCUUGUUAAGAGGAAAAAAAAACCUUUGGUGCUUCUGUUGUGAAUGUGAAACAUUAUUUUCCAGCUGUACAGUGACACAUUUUUUUAAGGAGAAAAGGACUGAUUCGUUUGCCAAAAGGGGGGUGGGGAGGUGGAAUAAUGUUAUCGAGUGAUUAUUCUGGCUGAGAUGUGUUAUUUGGUUUCUUCCUUCUUGAUCAUUUGGUGUUUAAGUAAAAUGAGGCACAGGCUUGUUUGCCGAGUGGAGUGGGAAAGGCAUUUUGAUUUGCUGGCCUAAUUAAAAAAUGAUAAAGGAUUAAAAGGAAAAGGUGGACCUGGACUGAGGGUGUAAAAUCCCUGGACACAUUCGUGAGGCAGGAAAAAGAAGAGGAAGAUUAGAAGAUUUUUUUUUUUCUUUGAGAGAAAGCCCAGCGGAGAUAAACGAAUGUCCCCUCAUCUCCAAAGGAAAGUUCAUCGGAUUUUUAUUCUAGAGAGCUCAUCUUCAGGAUGUCAGUGAACAUUUCUACUGCAGGAAAAGGUGUGGAUCCAAAUACAGUUGAUACUUAUGACAGUGGCGAUGAUUGGGAAAUCGGGGUUGGAAAUUUAAUAAUUGAUUUGGACGCUGAUUUGGAGAAGGACAGACAGAAAUUUGAGAUGAAUAAUUCCACCAACACCACUAGUAGCAGCAACUCCAAGGAUUGUGGAGGUCCGGCCUCCAGUGGGGCUGGUGCUACUGCAGCCCUAGCUGAUGGCCUAAAAUUUGCUUCUGUUCAGGCCUCUGCUCCCCAGGGGAAUUCACACAAAGAGACCAGCAAAUCAAAAGUGAAAAGGAGUAAAACUUCUAAGGAUGCUAAUAAAUCUCUGCCUUCUGCUGCCUUGUAUGGGAUUCCCGAGAUCAGCAGCACUGGCAAGAGGCAGGAAGUCCAAGGGCGCCCUGGAGAGGCAACUGGCAUGAAUUCAGCGCUGGGUCAAAGUGUGAGCAGCGGCGGCAGCGGCAACCCAAACAGCAAUAGUACCAGCACCAGCACCUCUGCCGCCACCGCGGGGGCAGGCUCCUGUGGGAAAAGCAAAGAGGAGAAGCCAGGUAAAAGCCAGAGCAGCCGAGGCGCCAAGCGGGAUAAGGAUGCGGGGAAAUCCAGGAAGGACAAGCACGACCUGCUUCAGGGCCACCAGAAUGGCAGUGGCAGCCAGGCCCCUUCCGGGGGGCACCUCUAUGGCUUUGGGGCCAAGAGCAAUGGCGGUGGCGCGAGCCCCUUCCACUGCGGGGGCACUGGGAGUGGCAGCGUCGCCGCUGCAGGGGAAGUUAGCAAAAGUGCCCCGGAUUCAGGGCUCAUGGGAAACUCUAUGUUGGUAAAGAAGGAAGAGGAGGAGGAGGAGAGCCACAGGCGAAUCAAGAAACUGAAAACUGAGAAGGUUGAUCCCCUGUUUACAGUGCCAGCGCCACCACCGCCGAUUUCCAGCAGUCUCACGCCUCAGAUUCUACCCUCCUACUUUUCCCCAUCUUCAUCCAAUAUUGCAGCACCGGUUGAACAGCUUUUGGUUCGGACUCGUUCUGUGGGUGUCAAUACGUGUGAAGUUGGAGUAGUGACAGAGCCAGAGUGUCUUGGGCCCUGUGAACCUGGGACCAGUGUGAAUUUGGAAGGGAUCGUGUGGCAUGAAACAGAAGAAGGUGUCCUAGUGGUCAAUGUCACGUGGAGGAACAAAACGUACGUGGGAACCCUACUGGACUGCACCAAGCACGACUGGGCCCCUCCCAGGUUUUGUGAGUCACCAACAAGUGACCUGGAGAUGAGAGGGGGCCGGGGCAGAGGGAAGAGAGCAAGGUCUGCCGCUGCUGCCCCCGGCUCUGAGGCCAGCUUCACGGAGUCCAGAGGGCUGCAGAACAAGAACAGAGGGGGGGCCAAUGGGAAAGGGAGGCGGGGCAGCCUCAAUGCCAGCGGACGAAGGACACCCCCAAAUUGUGCUGCUGAGGACAUCAAAGCCAGCCCUUCCUCCACCAACAAAAGGAAAAACAAGCCUCCAAUGGAGCUGGACCUGAACUCCAGCUCUGAGGACAAUAAGCCUGGGAAGCGUGUCCGCACAAAUUCCAGAAGCACUCCCACUACCCCUCAAGGGAAACCAGAGACUACUUUUUUGGACCAAGGCUGCUCUUCUCCAGUGUUAAUCGACUGUCCCCACCCGAACUGCAACAAAAAGUACAAGCACAUUAAUGGCCUGAGGUACCACCAGGCUCAUGCACACUUAGACCCAGAAAACAAGCUGGAGUUCGAGCCUGACAGCGAGGACAAGAUCUCGGACUGCGAGGAAGCAUUGAGUAAUGUGGCACUUGAAUGCAGUGAGCCAAGCACAAGUGUAUCUGCUUAUGACCAGGUGAAGGCACCGGCAUCCCCUGGUGCUGGAAACCCGCCUGGGACCCCAAAGGGAAAGAGAGAACUGAUGAGCAAUGGCCCAGGUUCCAUUAUUGGUGCUAAAGCUGGGAAGAAUUCUGGCAAAAAGAAGGGCCUUAACAAUGAACUGAACAACCUUCCAGUGAUCUCCAACAUGACGGCUGCGUUAGACAGUUGCUCAGCAGCAGACGGCAGUUUGGCUGCUGAGAUGCCUAAGCUGGAAGCAGAAGGAUUAAUUGACAAGAAAAGUUUAGGAGAUAAAGAAAAGGGCAAAAAGGCUAACAACUGCAAAAUGGACAAAAACCUCUCUAAACUGAAAAGUGCCCGGCCCAUUGCCCCUGCCCCAGCCCCCACUCCGCCACAGCUAAUCGCUAUACCCACUGCAACCUUUACAACCACCACCACUGGGACAAUACCCGGACUGCCCUCCCUCACAACAACUGUUGUUCAGGCUACACCAAAGAGUCCUCCGUUAAAACCCAUUCAACCAAAGCCCACGAUUAUGGGAGAGCCCAUCACCGUGAACCCAGCUCUGGUGUCACUCAAAGACAAAAAGAAAAAGGAGAAGCGAAAGCUAAAGGACAAAGAAGGGAAAGAGACGGGAAGCCCAAAAAUGGAUGCCAAGCUGGGGAAACUAGAGGACUCCAAGGGGGCCAGCAAAGAUUUACCUGGGCAUUUUUUAAAGGAUCAUCUCAACAAGAAUGAAGGGCUGGCAAAUGGACUGUCCGAGUCUCAGGAGAGCCGCAUGGCCAGCAUCAAAGCUGAGGCCGAUAAGGUUUACACUUUCACAGACAACGCUCCCAGCCCUUCCAUAGGGAGCGCCUCGAGGAUGGAAUGCAGCACUUUGGUGAACGGGCAGGCACCAAUCGCACCUCUGCAUGUGUUGACCCAGAAUGGGGCAGAGAGUUCAGCUGCAAAGACAAGCAGCCCGGCCUAUUCAGACAUAUCCGAUGCUGCUGACGAUGGUGGUUCCGACAGCAGGUCAGAGGGCAUGAGAUCAAAGGCCAGUUCCCCAUCAGAUAUUAUUUCUAGUAAGGACAGUGUGGUAAAAGGGCAUUCUUCAACUACAGCACAAUCAUCUCAACUGAAAGAAUCCCAUUCUCCCUAUUACCACGGCUAUGAUCCUUAUUAUUCUCCAAGUUACAUGCAUCCAGGGCAGGUCGGCGCCCCUGCAGCUGGAAAUAGUGGGAGCACGCAGGGAAUGAAGAUCAAGAAGGAGUCUGAGGAAGAUGCUGAAAAGAAAGACAAGGCAGAGCAGUUAGAUUCUAAGAAAGUGGACCACAAUUCUGCAUCCUUACAGCCUCAGCACCAAUCGGUGAUCACACAAAGACAUCCUGCCCUGGCUCAGUCACUUUAUUAUGGCCAGUAUGCCUAUGGACUCUAUAUGGACCAGAAGUCUCUGAUGGCCACCAGCCCUGCCUAUAGACAGCAAUAUGAGAAGUACUAUGAAGAUCAGAGGCUGGCAGAGCAGAAAAUGGCCCAGACUGGGAGAGGAGACUGUGAAAGGAAAAGCGAGCUCCCCUUGAAAGAGCUGGGCAAGGAGGAAACUAAACAGAAAAACAUGCCAUCGGCCACAAUCUCAAAAGCUCCCUCUACUCCGGAGCCUAACAAAAACCAUUCUAAACUAGGGCCAUCAGUGCCUAAUAAAACUGAGGAGACAGGUAAAUCACAGCUUCUCUCCAGUCACCAGCAGCAGCUUCAGGCCGACAGCUUCAAAGCUAAGCAGAUGGAAAACCACCAGCUUAUUAAGGAGGCUGUAGAAAUGAAGUCUGUCAUGGACUCUAUGAAGCAGACAGGUGUAGACCCAACCUCGAGAUUUAAACAAGAUCCAGAUUCAAGAACAUGGCAUCAUUAUGUAUACCAGCCCAAAUAUCUGGAUCAGCAAAAGUCAGAAGAACUUGAUAGAGAGAAGAAAUUAAAAGAGGAUAGUCCAAGGAAAACUCCUAAUAAAGAGAGUGGUGUGCCCAGCCUUCCUGUAUCGUUAACGAGCAUUAAAGAGGAGCCCAAAGAGGCCAAGCGUCCUGAUUCUCAAUCAAUGGAGGAGAGCAAGCUGAAAAAUGAUGAUCGAAAGACUCCUGUGAACUGGAAGGACUCUCGGGGAACAAGAGUGGCUGUCUCCUCACCCAUGAGUCAGCAUCAGUCAUACAUACAGUACUUGCAUGCUUAUCCUUACCCACAGAUGUACGACCCCAGCCAUCCUGCAUACCGGGCUGUUUCUCCCGUCCUAAUGCACAGUUAUCCUGGGGCCUAUCUCUCUCCAGGAUUUCAUUAUCCUGUUUAUGGGAAGAUGUCAGGGAGAGAAGAGACAGAGAAAGUCAAUACCAGCCCUAGCAUCAACACGAAAACAACCACUGAAUCUAAAGCACUGGAUUUGCUCCAGCAGCAUGCUAACCAAUACCGCAGCAAGUCUCCUGCUCCUGUGGAAAAGGCUACAGCUGAGCGGGAACGGGAGGCGGAAAGGGAAAGGGAUCGCCACUCCCCGUUCGGCCAGCGGCACCUGCACACGCAUCACCACACCCACGUUGGCAUGGGUUACCCGCUCAUCCCGGGUCAAUAUGACCCUUUUCAAGGCUUGACCUCUGCUGCCCUUGUUGCCUCACAGCAGGUGGCUGCCCAGGCAUCUGCAUCUGCAAUGUUUCCUGGACAAAGAAGAGAAUAACAAGAUUGGAAAUGUACAUUGUCAUGUGACUGGAUCACAUGGGGAAGCGCUUUAUACAGACAUCAGUUCCAUGGUGUUAAUUUGAAAUGCCUUAAUGGCAGGCAAAAACCAGUCAUUUCAUUUUUGUAAAUUACAGAUUUUAUCACAGAGUAACAAAUGUUGCUGUAAUUAAACUUCUGUUUUAUAUAUAUAUACGUAUACAUAUCUGUAUAUAUACAUAUAUAUAUAUAUAAAAAUAUAAAUAUAUUCUUUACUUUUUGUAUCAGUAACCAGGCUCGCACACACAGGGUCUGCUGCCACGUUGCAAACCACUCAGUAAAGGAAAUUAAAAAUGUAUUUGUCAUGUUGAAAAGUGUUAGCCACAAAAGGCUACUUACUUUCUUUUCCUUUUCCUUUAAAAUUGUAAAUAAAUAAUGUUAUGUAUCAGUGUGCCUGAACCUUGCAUAUCCUUCACAUAUUUCCCAUAAGCCCCUCAGAAAGGCUAACUGUGAUGAUGACACUUUGGUACAAUUUAGAUGUCUAUUUGGUGGCUCCUGUUAAAGACGCAUCAGUGUAAAAUGUUCCUGUAGUCACUGUUUGUACUUGUGUAUUGUGGAAAAAGUACUUUUGGAAGGCAUGGGGUUGCCAGUACCACAAAAACUGUGUUGUACAUAAUGUAAAGAUUAAAAUGGGGAAAUAAUGAGCAUCUGUGAAUAAUGAGGUGUCAUUUUUUGAUAAUCUUGAAUGGCAAAUAACCCAAUAGCCUGCGUACCAGAGACAUCUGUGAUUGUUCUAUUACUUGAAUAGUUCUACAGUCUUUUUUUUUUUUUUUUUUUUUUUAAUGUUUACAAUUAUCCAGUUUUAGAGGAGAGAGACUUUAACGCCAUUGCCUGGUUACUUGUUUUAUGCUGUAAUCUAGUUUAUUUUAUGUAAAAUGUAUAUUGAAUGCUUUCCUUUUUUAUACCUGCCUUAAAUAAUUUGGCAAUCAGAAUUAAAAAGUUUUUUUUUUUUAAAUAA
This is a messenger RNA of Mandrillus leucophaeus (drill), 6431 nucleotides long. It is a transcript of the gene ZNF608, whose product is annotated as zinc finger protein 608. The coding region runs from base 897 to 5435 and encodes 1512 amino acids. Lineage: Eukaryota; Metazoa; Chordata; Mammalia; Primates; Cercopithecidae. Gene Ontology annotation, cellular component: nucleus. The record is from RefSeq and is a predicted model, not a curated record. The transcript is spliced from 10 exons. Gene Ontology annotation, biological process: regulation of transcription by RNA polymerase II.